Egretta garzetta (little egret) is the source of this 8145-nucleotide messenger RNA. RefSeq names its product citron rho-interacting serine/threonine kinase (gene CIT). The record is from RefSeq and is a predicted model, not a curated record. Gene Ontology annotation, cellular component: cytoplasm; cytoskeleton. Gene Ontology annotation, biological process: mitotic cytokinesis; actomyosin structure organization; peptidyl-threonine phosphorylation. Gene Ontology annotation, molecular function: protein serine/threonine kinase activity; ATP binding. Lineage: Eukaryota; Metazoa; Chordata; Aves; Pelecaniformes; Ardeidae. The transcript has 48 exons. The coding region runs from base 100 to 6267 and encodes 2055 amino acids.
UCUUCGGAGCACACCAACAUCUCUCUCCUAUGCAGAAGCCUCCCUAGGAACUUGCUGUGGGCAUGAAAGGUGACCUUUUCUACAAGAUAAUCUGUAAAGAUGUUGAAGUUUAAAUGCGGCACACGAACUCCGGUAGAGGCGGGACCGGUGGAGCCCAUCACCAGCCGAAUUUCUCGGCUAAAUCUGCUCUUUCAGGGGAAGCAGCUCUUUGUGACUCAACAGCAGAUGUCUCCUCUCUCCCGGGAAGGCAUCCUUGAUUCUUUAUUCGUUCUUUUUGAAGAAUGCAGGAACCCCGCUUUAAUGAAAAUUAAACAUGUUGGCAACUUUGUCAAGAAGUAUGCAGAGACUAUAGCUGAAUUAAGGGAACUGCAACCCAAUGUGAAGGAUUUUGAAGUAAAGAGUGUGGUUGGCUGUGGUCACUUUGCAGAUGUAAAAGUAGUAAGAGAGAAAGUUACUGGUGAUGUAUAUGCUAUGAAGGUGAUGAGCAAGGAGUCCUUGUUGGCGCAGGAGCAUGUGUCAUUUUUUGAGGAAGAACGCAGUAUAUUAUCUCAGAGCACCAGUCCCUGGAUUCCACAGUUACAAUAUGCAUUUCAAGACAAGAAAAAUCUCUAUUUGGUUAUGGAGUAUCAGCCUGGAGGGGACUUACUGUCACUCUUAAACCGAUAUGAGGACCAACUAGAUGAGAGUAUGGUGCAGUUCUAUCUUGCAGAGUUGGUUUUAGCCAUUCACAGUGUCCAUCAGAUGGGUUAUGUACACCGAGAUAUCAAACCAGAGAAUGUUCUUAUUGACCGAACAGGACACAUUAAACUGGUGGACUUUGGGUCAGCUGCCAAAAUGACAGUGAACAAAAUGGUAAAUGCCAAGCUACCUGUUGGCACACCUGACUACAUGGCACCAGAAAUGCUAACGGGGUUGAAUGGGGAUGGCAAAGCUGCUUAUGGUCCAGAAUGUGACUGGUGGUCCCUAGGAGUCAUUGCAUAUGAAAUGAUUUAUGGAAGAUCUCCGUUCACUGAAGGGACUUCAGCAAAAACUUUCAAUAACAUCAUGAACUUUCAGAGAUUUCUGAAGUUCCCAGACGAUGUGAAAGUUAGUAGUGAAUUUCUUGAUCUGAUCCAGAGCCUGCUUUGUGGGCAGAAGGAAAGGCUGGGUUAUGAGGGGCUCUGCUGCCAUCCAUUUUUUUCUAAAAUUGACUGGAAUAAUAUCCGUAACUCUCCUCCCCCCUUCGUUCCUACUCUCAAGUCUGAUGAUGACACCUCAAAUUUUGAUGAACCAGAGAAGAAUUCGCGGGUUUUAUCCUCUACGCGCCAGUUGAACCCAGCAGGUUUCUCGGGUGAAGAUUUGCCGUUUGUGGGGUUUUCAUUCAUCAAGGCAUUAGGGAUCCUCAGAUCAGAAUCUGUUUUUUCAAGUGUGGAUUCUCCAGCCAAGGUCAGCUCCAUGGAAAAGAAACUUCUUCUCAAGAGCAAAGAACUCCAAGACGCCCAGGACAAGUGUCACAAGAUGGAGCAGGAAAUGACGCGGUUGCACCGGAGAGUGUCAGAGGUGGAGGCUGUACUUAGCCAAAAGGAGGUGGAACUGAAAGCCUCUGAGACCCAGCGAUCCCUCCUGGAGCAGGACCUGGCCACCUAUAUCACAGAAUGCAGUAGCUUAAAGCGAAGCCUGGAGCAGGCACGGAUGGAGGUGUCUCAGGAAGAUGAUAAGGCACUACAGCUACUUCAUGAUAUCAGAGAGCAAAGCCGAAAACUGCAAGAGAUCAAAGAACAGGAAUAUCAAGCUCAAGUAGAAGAAAUGAGGUUGAUGAUGAAUCAAUUAGAAGAGGAUCUUAUUUCAGCUCGCAGACGUAGUGAUCUUUAUGAAUCGGAGUUGAGAGAGUCCCGCCUGGCAGCUGAAGAAUUUAAACGUAAAGCUACCGAAUGUCACAACAAAUUGCAGAAGGUUAAAGAUCAAGGAAAAAAUGAAGCAGGAGAGUUGUAUUCCAAACUGGAGAAGAUCAAUACAGAGCAGCAGGCCAAAAUCCAGGAGCUGCAGGAAAAACUGACAAAGGCUGUAAAAGCUAGCUCAGAGGCAACUGAACUUCUUCAGAAUAUCCGUCAAGCAAAGGAGAGAGCUGAGAAGGAGUUAGAGAAACUGCAGAAUCGGGAAGAUUCUAAUGAAAGCAUGAAGAAGAAAUUGCUUGAAGCGGAGGAACGGCGCCAUUCUCUGGAGAAUCAAGUGAAGAGAUUAGAGACUGUGGAACGAAGAGAAAACCGUCUAAAGGAAGAUAUUCAAACUAAAUCUCAACAGAUUCAACAGAUGGCAGAAAAAAUUCUGGAACUGGAAGAAAAACAUCGUGAGGCUCAAAUUGCAGCACAACAUCUGGAGUUGCAGCUGAAACAGAAGGAACAAUUCUAUGAGGAAAAACUCAAAGUGUUGGAAAAUCAGAUGAAGAAAGAUCUUGCAGAUAAGGAAGCACUUGAGAAUAUGCUCAGAAGACAUGAAGAAGAAGCACGUGAAAAAUGUAAAGUCCUGGCUGAACAGAAGGCGAUGAUCAAUGCAAUGGAUUCGAAGAUUAGGUCACUGGAGCAGAGAAUAGUGGAAUUGUCUGAGGCCAAUAAACUAGCAGCAAAUAGCAGCCUUUUUACCCAGAGGAACAUGAAAGCCCAAGAAGAGAUGAUUUCAGAACUCAGGCAACAGAAGUUCUACUUGGAAACACAAGCUGGAAAGUUAGAGGCUCAGAAUCGAAAAUUAGAAGAACAAUUGGAAAAGAUGAGUCACCAAGAUCACACUGACAAGAACCGCCUGCUGGAGCUAGAGACUAGGCUGCGAGAGGUUAGUCUAGAGCAUGAAGAACAAAAGCUGGAACUCAAAAGGCAGCUGACAGAAUUGCAGCUGACGCUCCAGGAGCGGGAAUCUCAGAUUACUGGGCUGCAGGCUGCACGGACAGCCCUGGAGAAUCAGCUCCGCGAAGCCAAAACUGAACUAGAAGAGACUACAGCUGAGGCAGAGGAAGAGAUUCAAGCUCUCACAGCACAUAGAGAUGAAAUCCAGCGUAAAUUUGAAGCCCUUCGUAAUAGCUGCACAGUGAUUACGGAUUUGGAAGAGCAGCUGAACCAGCUCAGUGAAGACAAUGCAGAACUGAACAAUCAGAAUUUCUUCCUGUCCAAACAACUUGAUGAGGCCUCGGGGGCCAAUGAUGAGGUUGUCCAGUUGCGAAGUGAAGUUGACCAUCUCCGUCGGGAGAUCACUGAGAGAGAGAUGCAGCUUACCAGUCAGAAACAAACUAUGGAGGCCUUGAAGACAACAUGCACAAUGCUGGAAGAGCAAGUAAUGGACUUGGAGGCCCUGAAUGAUGAACUCUUGGAGAAAGAGCGUCAGUGGGAAGCAUGGAGAAGCGUUCUAGGGGAUGAGAAGUCCCAGUUUGAAUGUCGAGUUAGAGAGUUGCAGAGGAUGCUGGAUACUGAGAAACAGAGCAGAGUGAGAGCAGAUCAGCGUAUUACUGAAUCUCGCCAGGUGGUAGAACUAGCUGUCAAGGAACACAAGGCAGAGAUUCUAGCCCUCCAGCAAGCACUGAAGGAACAAAAACUUAAAGCUGAGAGCCUUUCGGAUAAGCUCAAUGACCUGGAGAAGAAGCAUGCUAUGUUGGAAAUGAAUGCACGCAGUCUACAACAGAAGCUUGAGACAGAAAGGGAACUCAAGCAGAGACUUCUGGAGGAGCAGGCAAAGCUGCAGCAGCAAAUGGAUCUACAAAAGAAUCACAUCUUCCGCCUAACUCAAGGUCUGCAAGAGGCUCUAGAUCGAGCAGAUCUUCUGAAGACUGAAAGAAGUGACCUGGAAUAUCAGCUGGAAAACAUUCAGGUACUCUAUUCCCAUGAAAAAGUGAAAAUGGAGGGCACUAUUUCUCAGCAAACCAAACUCAUUGAUUUCCUUCAGGCCAAGAUGGACCAACCAGCGAAAAAGAAAAAGGUUCCCCUGCAAUACAAUGAGCUGAAAGUGGCACUGGAGAAGGAGAAGGCUCGUUCUGCUGAGCUGGAGGAGGCUCUACAGAAAACACGCAUUGAACUCAGAUCUGCUCGUGAAGAAGCUGCUCAUCGGAAAAUAUCAGACCACCCUCAUCCAUCUACUCCAGCCACAGCCCGGCAGCAGAUCAUCAUGUCUGCUAUAGUCCGCUCACCAGAGCAUCAGCCUACUCCAAUCAGUUUGCUAGCUCCACCCUCCAGUCGCAGGAAGGAAUCUUCCACACCAGAGGAGUACAGCCGACGCCUGAAAGAGCGAAUGCAUCAUAAUAUCCCACAUCGUUUUAAUGUGGGGCUAAAUAUGAGAGCAACAAAAUGUGCGGUGUGUCUGGAUACUGUUCACUUUGGACGACAAGCAUCUAAAUGUCUCGAAUGCCAGGUGAUGUGUCACCCAAAAUGCUCAACUUGCUUGCCAGCUACUUGUGGACUGCCAGCAGAAUAUGCCACGCACUUCUCUGAAGCGUUCUGCCGGGAUAAAAUGAAUUCUCCCGGUCUGCAGCUGAAGGAGCCAAGCAGCAGUCUACGUCUUGAAGGAUGGAUGAAAGUGCCAAGGAAUAAUAAACGUGGGCAACAGGGCUGGGACAGGAAGUAUAUUGUCCUGGAGGGAACGAAAGUGCUCAUUUAUGAUGCAGAAGCAAGAGAAGCUGGACAGAGGCCUCUGGAGGAAUUUGAGCUCUGCCUUCCCGAUGGUGAUGUAACAGUUCAUGGAGCUGUAGGAGCCACUGAACUUACAAAUACAGCAAAGACAGAUGUGCCAUAUAUCCUAAAAUUGGAGUCUCAUCCACACACCACUUGCUGGCCUGGUAGAACACUCUACCUGUUAGCACCCAGCUUCCCUGACAAACAGCGCUGGGUCACAGCACUGGAAUCAAUAGUGGCAGGUGGGAGAGUUUCCAGAGAAAAAGCUGAGGCUGAUGCUAAAUUGCUUGGAAACUCCCUGCUGAAGCUGGAAGGUGAAGACCGUUUGGAUAUAAAUUGCACAAUGCCCUUCAGUGACCAGGUUGUACUGGUGGGUGCAGAAGAAGGUCUCUAUGCCCUGAAUGUCCUGAAGAAUUCCUUAACGCACAUCCCAGGAAUGGGUGCCGUCUUCCAAAUUCACCUCAUCAAGGAUCUGGAGAAGCUACUCAUGAUAGCGGGAGAAGAAAGGGCUCUGUGUCUUGUCGAUGUAAAGAAAGUGAAGCAAUCCCUAGCCCAGUCUCACCUCCCAGCCCAGCCUGAUAUCUCGCCAAACGUCUUUGAGGCUGUCAAAGGAUGUCACCUUUUUGCUGCUGGCAAGGUUGAGAAUGGUCUUUGUAUCUGUGCAGCCAUGCCCAAUAAAGUGGUUGUUCUGCGAUACAAUGAGAGCUUGAGCAAGUUCUGUAUCAGAAAGGAGAUCGAAACCUCUGAGCCUUGCAGCUGCAUCCAUUUGACCACUUACAGCAUCAUCAUUGGAACCAACAAAUUCUAUGAGAUUGAGAUGAAGCAGUAUACGCUGGAGGAGUUUCUGGAUAAAAAUGACCACACUUUGGCCUCUGCUGUGUUUGCUGCUUCCACCAACAGUUUUCCAGUCAGUAUCAUCCAAGUGAACCCAACGGGGCAGAGGGAGGAGUAUCUGCUGUGUUUCCAUGAGUUUGGUGUCUUUGUGGAUUCCUAUGGAAGACGCAGUAGGACAGAUGACCUGAAAUGGAAUCGCUUGCCCUUAGCUUUUGCCUACAGGGAGCCCUAUCUGUUUGUGACCCACUUCAAUUCCCUUGAAGUCAUCGAGAUUCAGGCACGAGCUUCUCUAGGAACUCCUGCACGAGCCCACUUGGAGAUACCAAAUCCACGGUAUCUAGGGCCUGCAAUCUCAUCUGGAGCUAUCUACUUGGCCUCCUCCUACCAAGACAAAUUAAGGGUGAUUUGCUGUAAGGGCAAUCUAGUGAAGGAGACCAACAAUGAGCAGCACCACAGAGGAUCUUCUGCUACGCGCAGUAGCCCUAACAAGAGAGGUCCGCCCACAUACAACGAGCACAUAACCAAGCGGGUAGCGUCAAGCCCAGGACCACCAGAAGGUCCAAGCCACCCUCGAGAACCAAGCACACCACAUCGGUACCGCGAGGGAAGGACAGAGUUGCGGAGGGACAAGUCACCUGGGCGACCACUGGAGAGGGAGAAAUCUCCAGGCCGGCUUCUGAGCACCCGCAGAGAAAGGUCCCCUGGAAGACUCUUCGAAGAGAGCAGCCGAGGACGAAUGCCUGUGAGCGGUGCCAGAACUCCUCUUGCUCAAGUCAAUAAGGUCUGGGACCAGUCUUCAGUGUAAGUCUCAGCUAGACAGAGUUACUCGUCUUGACCUGCAGGAAAAAAAAAGGAAAUAUACUGAGUAUACGCGCUCCAUAUGUCUGCUGCCCAGUUACCAAAACCAUUCCUGGGCCAAAGCUAGCGCCGCCUCGGGAGACGUGACGCUUCUGAAGAUUGUUCACAUCUCAGUUAAUUUCUCUGCACUUUCCUGCACUCCUGUUUUUGCACUUUGUACUACUGUUACUCUUUCAAGCAGUUCAUGAACUUUUUGUAUUCACUUUAGUCCCUAGUAGUUCAUCAAGGAAAUUAAAGGGGACUAGAGUCCCACCCCAGGUCGUUAACGUGGUUAGCACCCCUUACCAGAUAAUUGGUCGUAGUUCUGAGACGUGCUGGGAACUCCCGAUGGCCUGGAAGCAGAAGGGCCGAGGUGAGCGAGCCUUUCCAUAGCUGUGAUUGAUUGGAUAUUCUCCACAGGAAAAAUAACUUGUGACUAGUCUGUUCACCUGCCACUUCUGAAAGUUAUUUUGUUCUCACUAAAAUUGCUCCAGAGCAGCUCUGAUGGGGAGGGAAGAACCCCGCUUUAAACGAUCCCAUGUGCCCAGCCCCGAGACAAAGUGCAUUACCUGUAAGCUACUGGGGUGUAAGACUUUAUCCAGGUCUUCUGCAUGACAGUUCACUGCAUGCUGCUGCACCAUCACUGGCUGCUCUCUCCUUUUAGGUUGCUUUGCUGAGUAGUGUAUUGUACCUCACUUGUAAAUUAACUGAAACCUUUAGAUUACGCUGCAAAAUAACCGUUAAUUACUCUGGGAAUUUGGCAACGAAGAGUUAACGAGCCUUAUUCUAUGACAAGAAUUACAGUCACACUUGUGUUCGCCUCUCAGCCUUGAACACGGUCCCUGCAGAAAUGUCACCGCAGUCCUGCCAGUCCCACGGUCCCCCGAGAGGAGCAGCCCAGGGCUGGCUCCUCCCGUGCCUGUAACUUGUCGUACAAUAAGCACCACAUGUCGUGGCACAAGAGGAUACUCACAAUGAACAGCUUAGCGGUUACUGAACGCGCCUUCGCCUUUGCUUCUGCGUAUCUAACCUCGAGCCAUUUAUUGCUUUCUAUUCUCUUUUGCUGUGAACAUGAAGCAGAGAGCAAAUGAUUUUCAAAGCAGGUUUUGACCAUUCAGUCUGCAAUAGCAACAUUCUGAGUGAACAACCAUGUUCUUUACAACUGGAAAGAGCAAAACUGCAUCCAAUCUUCCCUUGGCCACACUCUUAAACUCCUGCUAGCCCCUUGCAAGCCUGUGCUAACCUGUUCUAGAACCCCAUAACAAUUCAAAUGCCUUGUCAGUGUCCUUUGGCGAGUUCCAUGACUACUGUAUUCCGUUCUCUUGUCUGUUGGUUUAUUUUAGAUCAGAUGACUUGGCAGGAAACUUGCUGAAAGUUUUUGUCUCCUGGUCUGAAUAUUUUGAAAGGUCACUGAGAUCAGUCUUUAAAUCUUUGCAUCUCAUGGGAGAUCUUCAAGACCUCAGAAAGGGGCUUGUCGAGUCCUGCAAGUGUAUAUCUUGUGUCUUGUUCGUGAAAUGCUUCCUGCUAUAGAAAUAGCUCAAAGGACUGUACAUAUUUACAAGAAACUUUAUAUUCGUAACAAAAGGGAAUUGAAUUGGUUUCUACUUUUUUAUUGUAAACUGUGCGUUUUUCAACACGAGCUUUUUGUUUUAAUGGUGGUUGUGGACAGCCAUCUUCAGACACUGGAGGGGCCUCAGCUUAGUCCUCCUCGCUCCCAUGAAGAAAUAUUGUAACAUUAAAUUGCAAUUGAAGCUUGUUAGCAUAAACAAGGUUUUAGGUCUCAAAGUACAGGAUUUUUCUUCAUUACCUUUUUAUUAUUGACAAGGGAGGGAACCAGAGGGACAGU